This is a messenger RNA of Didymella exigua CBS 183.55, 835 nucleotides long. RefSeq lists its product as uncharacterized. The record is from RefSeq and is a predicted model, not a curated record. Lineage: Eukaryota; Fungi; Ascomycota; Dothideomycetes; Pleosporales; Didymellaceae. Bases 109 to 738 code for a protein of 209 amino acids. The transcript has a single exon.
UUGACAGCCCCAGCUAGCUUGUCUCAGCGGCGUCUGUCGUGUGCGGGUCGGCACUGGUGUGCAGCAUGGACGCGCACCUCGCUCGCAGCUGGGGUGCUGACCACGUCCAUGGGCGCUGCAGCAGCUGAGGACGCAGGCUUCAACACCAUUGUGCAUGUCGCGCAUGCUUGCGCAUCUGACUCCACAUCGUCGUUCAAUAAUUACAGUAACUACAGUAACCACGUGCCCGUCCAGCCUCAGCGUCGCAUACGCGUAUUGCCGUGCACGCGUGUUGCCGUGCCCACGGCUUUGUCUGGGCUGCACUGUAAGCGCCCGCCCGUCAUCCAGAGGGCGCUCCAGCGGUUGCGUCCCGCCAGCUCUCCAGAGCACGCCUCUUGCUGGACACCGUCGGCCGGCCGCUCGUCUAUCGUGGCUGCGCCGAUCUCCCAUCAGAUCACUAAGACGCUGCCCGUUCAUGCACCCGCCCGCUGCGCCCACCGAGUCCCCGACCCCAGACCGAACCGCUGCUCGCUAGCCCGUGCCCACUCCGCAGCCCACCGCAAUCUGACAGGGAGCACGGAGCGUCCCAAGAGCCAGGCAAGAUCUGCUUGCUGGUCUGCGGCGACGAGCCCUCGUGCGGCGACGCAGCCCGCAGACUUUGGGUCACCACAUUGCCGCCCUGCCGCCCUGCUGCACUGCAGGCAUGCUGCGAUAGGGAGCUCCUGCACCGCGCACCGCCCCUCGACGCCCCGGCGAUAAGCUCCCCUCGCGACACGCCACUCGAGGCCGCGCAGGAGGCCAGUUGCUGCCCAAUCAGGCGCGCGCUCGCAGCAGCAGCAGCAGCAGCAGCAGUAGU